AUGAAGACAUCGUUGCUCCCAUUGGUUUGUCUUGGCGGUCUUGCGAGUGCAACGAUCUGGCAGAAUGAUCAAGUCCGGCCAAGCAACUACCCAAGCACAGAAAUCUCUCUCCAGAGCUAUGGCAAUGGAACACAGUGGAGAGACUACGCACCCGACUGUGCUGAACUAUCUUACAAAGGACGUUGGGACGAGCAGUACAUCUCGUGGUGGUCCGCUCCCGGAUUGAAGUUUGGCUUCCAAGCAGACAAUGUGGCCAUCAGUUUUGGCAACUACACCUCACCUGGAGUAUUGCUCGCAUACAGACUCGAUGGCCAAGACUGGACGCUGACGAAUGUGACCGCGAAAUCCACCCAUCUGUUCAUCGACCCUAGCACACCAGGCUGGAACUUGACUACCUCCAUAGACAACCUGCGAACGCUGGAGCUGCGAGUCACGAAUUGGGCGUUCGGUGUUCAGAUCGAGAAAGUGCAUCUCUCAGGCGGCAAUGCCAGUUUGGUCAAAAUUCCAGAUUACGCUCGUCGCAUCGAAGUCAUCGGCGACUCGCUGUCCUCUGGCUACGGUGAUACUCUCGAAGGCAUCAGUUCCUGGGCCUGGGGUCUUGCAUAUGGUCUAGGCAACACCGAGUUCAGCCUCACAGCAUACCCCGGAGUCUGUGUGACCGACACCGACUGCUGGGGAAACCCUCGAGGCCAAUCUCAUCAAUGGAAGAAGACUGUCGAUACGAGCGGUCGUGCUGUGGAGAUGUAUGGCCCGAAUCUGACAGACGCUCCAGAUUGGGACUUCUCGAAGCAGGAACAUCCAGAUCUGACCAUCAUCAACAUCGGCACGAACGACAACAACACCCACAACAACGUCACCUCCGAGAGCUUCACGGCCGCUUACAUCAGCCUGAUCGAGCAAGUCCACGAAGUCUGGCCGGAGACUCAGAUCAUCGUCCAGUCCUUGUGGAGUGGUUGGGGUCAAGUCGGCAGCACGUGGGUGCAAGGAGCCGGCUUCUACGAGGAGAUCCAGACUAUAGUGAAGCACUUCAACAAUGGCAAGCUGAACAAGAAGGGCGGCGAGGGCUUCGUGUACUACUACAACACCACUGGAAUCAUGCAGCAUAACGAUAAUAGCCCAUUAUUCCAUCCCACAGAUGUUGGGCAGAUCAAGGUGGCCAGUCAUAUGAUGGAGUACGUCCGGUUAAUCUUCGACUGGGAGCUGAUGCAGACGGGUCCGGAAGUCCAGCAUCAGACGCUGUACUGGAAUGAUAUGGACCUUGACUGA
This is a messenger RNA of Fulvia fulva, 1266 nucleotides long. RefSeq lists its product as uncharacterized. Gene Ontology annotation, molecular function: carboxylic ester hydrolase activity. The coding region runs from base 1 to 1266 and encodes 421 amino acids. The transcript is spliced from 2 exons. The record is from RefSeq and is a predicted model, not a curated record. NCBI's taxonomy places the organism in Eukaryota, Fungi, Ascomycota, Dothideomycetes, Mycosphaerellales, Mycosphaerellaceae.